Oncorhynchus nerka (sockeye salmon) is the source of this 3784-nucleotide messenger RNA. Its product is annotated as NAD(P) transhydrogenase, mitochondrial-like. Bases 276 to 3518 code for a protein of 1080 amino acids. The record is from RefSeq and is a predicted model, not a curated record. Gene Ontology annotation, cellular component: mitochondrial inner membrane. Gene Ontology annotation, biological process: proton transmembrane transport; NADPH regeneration. Gene Ontology annotation, molecular function: NADP binding. Lineage: Eukaryota; Metazoa; Chordata; Actinopteri; Salmoniformes; Salmonidae. The transcript has 22 exons.
GCGUAGCUUUGUGUAGUGUGUAUACAGCCCUGCGUCCUGUCCUGCACAGCUGAAAUGUCACACUGCCAUCGCUAGGCCCAGCAGCUGAAGAGAAAGUGUGUGUGUGUUCAGGACUUCCCGGGGGCAGUUAAGAUAAGCAAGGCUGGCUGAGGAAGCAGCAAGCAGACGUAGUGUUAGAAGACGUCCUCACCUGCAACACACACACAACUGUUUGUGUCUCUAGGUGUUGUUGACCAGAGGUACAGCUACAGGCCUGUCCCUCAGCAGCACUAGUCAUGUCCUCUCUGCUGCGCUGUGUCUCCUGUUGCGGCUCCACUGUCACCUUGCUCCAGCAAGGUGUUCGCCACCACACACCUGGCCGACGGGCCUUCAGGACCUUCCCACAGCUCUGGAACUGUGAGCCUGCUAAAGGACGGCUGUAUAAGGACCUGGUGGUAGGAGUUCCUAAGGAGAUCUUUAAGAAUGAGCGUCGUGUGGCUGUGUCCCCUGCGGGGGUGGAGCUGCUCGUCAAACAGGGCUUCAACGUCCAGGUGGAGUCUGGAGCAGGAGACCACGCUAAGUUCUCUGACCAAAUGUACAUAAACGCUGGGGCCUCCAUCACAGACACUAACGGGGCCUUCGGAUCUGACCUGGUCCUCAAGGUGAGAGCUCCAGUGUUGAACGAGGCUACUGGCAAACAUGAGUCAGAGCUGCUGAAGCCUAAAUCCACCCUGGUGAGCUUCAUCUACCCAGCCCAGAAUCCUGAUCUCAUGGAGAAGCUGGCCCAGAGUCAGACCACAGUGCUGGCCAUGGAUCAGGUCCCGCGAGUCACCAUCGCACAGGGCUACGACGCACUCAGCUCCAUGGCUAACAUUGCAGGGUACAAGGCUGUUGUUCUGGCUGCUAACCACUUUGGCAGAUUCUUCACCGGCCAGAUCACAGCAGCAGGGAAAGUCCCCCCAGCCAAGGUCCUGGUCAUCGGAGGUGGAGUGGCUGGUUUGGCUGCAGCUGGAGCCGCCAAGUCUAUGGGAGCGAUCGUCAGAGGCUUUGAUACCCGACCAGCAGCUCUGGAACAGUUUAAGUCGUUUGGGGCGGAGCCUUUGGAGGUGCACAUUAAGGAGUCCGGGGAUGGUGUUGGAGGUUACGCCAAGGAGAUGUCCCCAGAGUUCAUUGCAGCUGAGAUGGAGUUGUUUGCCAAGCAGUGUAAAGACGUGGACAUCCUCAUCAGUACUGCUCUCAUCCCAGGGAAGCGAGCUCCCAUCCUGAUCAAGACAGAGAUGGUGGAGUCUAUGAAGGAUGGCUCUGUGGUGGUGGAUCUGGCUGCUGAGGCUGGAGGAAACAUUGAGACCACCAAGCCUGGAGAGCUGCACGUACACAAGGGUGUGACACACAUCGGCUUCACGGACCUGCCCAGCCGCAUGCCCACCCAGGCCAGCACCCUGUACUCCAACAACGUGCUCAAACUGCUCAAGGCCAUCAGCCCAGACAAAGACUACUUCCACUUUGAGCCCAAAGAAGAGUUUGAUCACGGGACACUGGACCACGUCAUCAGAGGAACCAUGGUCAUGCAGGAAGGCAAGAGCCUGUUCCCAUCCCCCCAACCUAAGACACAACCCCCGGCCGCUCCUGUCAAACAGAAAAGUGUAGCAGAGCUAGCGGCAGAGAAGGCAGCUGUGGUCUCACCUUUCCAGAAGACCUUGACCAACGCUGGUGUCUACACCGCAGGUCUCUCUACAUGUCUGGCGCUGGGCUUGGCGGCGCCCAACUCAGCCUUUACCCAGAUGGUCACUACUUUCGGCCUGGCCGGCAUCGUGGGGUACCACACGGUGUGGGGCGUCACCUCCGCCCUCCACUCACCCCUCAUGUCCGUCACCAAUGCCAUCUCAGGUCUGACUGCUGUGGGUGGUCUGGUCCUGAUGGGGGGAGGUCUCCACCCCUCCUCCUUCCCCGAGGGCCUGGCUCUGGCUGCAGCCUUCGUCUCCUCCAUCAACAUCGCAGGUGGGUUCAUGAUCACCCAGAGGAUGCUGGACAUGUUUAAACGUCCUACAGACCCUCCAGAGUACAACUACCUGUACGGUCUACCAAUAGGAGUCUUCAUAGGAGGUUACGGGGCCUCUGUGGCUGCUGGCUACCACAUCGAGCAGAUGAUGUACCUGGGGUCUGGUAUGUGCUGUGUGGGAGCAUUGGCAGGACUGUCUUCACAGGGCACUAGUCGUCUGGGUAAUGCCCUGGGCAUGAUGGGUGUAGCAGGGGGCAUCGCUGCCACCCUGGGCUCCCUGAAGCCCUCUCCUGAGCUGCUGGCACAGAUGAGUGCCGCCAUGGCCACCGGAGGAACCCUGGGUCUGACCAUUGCCAAGCGUAUUGAGAUCACCGAUCUCCCCCAGCUGGUAGCUGCCUUUCACAGCCUGGUGGGUCUGGCUGCAGUGCUGACCUGUGUGGCAGAGUACAUGAUCGAGUACCCUCACUUGGACGUACACCCUGCAGCCAACAUGGUGAAGACUGUGGCCUACCUCGGCACAUACAUCGGAGGGGUCACCUUCAGCGGGUCACUGGUGGCCUAUGGCAAGCUGCAAGGUGUUCUGAACUCCGCCCCGCUGAUGUUGCCGGGGCGUCACAUGAUGAACGCCGGUCUGAUGACGGCGUCUGUCGGUGGUAUGAUUCCCUUCAUGCUCAGUGCUGACUACGCUACUGGCAUGGGCUGUCUGGUUGGAGUGUCUGGCCUCUCCACCGUCAUGGGUGUAACCCUGACGAUGGCCAUCGGGGGCGCUGACAUGCCUGUGGUCAUCACUGUGCUCAAUUCCUACUCUGGUUGGGCGCUGUGUGCCGAGGGAUUCCUAUUGGACAACAACCUCAUGACCAUUGUAGGAGCUCUGAUUGGCUCGUCUGGUGCUAUCCUCUCCUACAUAAUGUGUGUGGCAAUGAACCGUUCCCUGCCCAACGUGAUCCUGGGAGGGUUCGGUACCAGCUCCACGGCGGGGGGGAAACCCAUGGAGAUCACAGGCACCCACACAGAGGUCAAUGUGGACCAGUCCAUCGAACUCAUCAAAGAGGCCAACAGCAUCAUCAUCACCCCAGGUUGGGGUCUGUGUGCGGCUAAGGCCCAGUACCCCAUUGCUGACAUGGUGAAGAUGCUGGUAGAGCAGGGCAAGUCUGUCAGGUUUGGUAUCCACCCUGUGGCAGGUCGUAUGCCAGGCCAGCUAAACGUGCUCCUGGCUGAGGCAGGUGUUCCAUACGACGUGGUUCUGGAGAUGGAUGAGAUCAAUGAGGACUUCAAAGAGACUGACCUGACGCUGGUGGUGGGUGCUAACGACACAGUGAACUCAGCAGCCCAGGAGGACCCCAACUCCAUCAUUGCUGGCAUGCCAGUCCUGGAGGUCUGGAAGUCCAAACAGGUGAUUGUGAUGAAGAGGACCAUGGGUGUGGGCUAUGCUGCAGUAGACAAUCCCAUCUUCUACAAGCCCAACACAUCCAUGCUGCUGGGAGACGCCAAGAAGACCUGUGACACACUACAAGCCAAGAUCAGAGAGGCCUACUACUAGAACAGAGAUGGACAGUACACACACACUCCCUAUCGGCUUUACGGAUGUAUUUAUUUGUCUUUAAUCCAGAUGCAGGUGUAUGGUUAAGAUUAGUAAACAACGUUGAAUAUUUUUACACUUAGUGGCUUGAUGAUUAUAGAGGUCCUCAGUACAUAUGAUUAUUGGAUGUUGAACCAAAGGUGUGGACACGACGAUUUAGAUUACAUUUAAAUUAACCCAUGCACUGCCUGCCCUGAUUUGUAAAUAAAAAUCUGUUUUGAAUGUGA